UUGCAACCCACGUCAAUAGCCUUCUGGCCAUCCUAUAUAGCCCUCCCGCCUCCCGCCUCCCCACCCAACUAUUCCCUUUGCAUUUACAUACUACCGACCCCAACCAUUGAACCUCCCAAUCCCCACGGCUACCGCAAUGGCAUCCCGCUUCGUCGAGAACCUCCAAGAGGUCCCCAUCAGCCACCCCCAUCUCAAUGUCUCCUUGGACGACAUCCUUGCAGAGGAGCGCCGCAAACGCUCCUCUUCCCAAUCCUCAGCCAGUUCAGAGACGCGCCGCUCCGGAAGCACUUCUGCCGCCAUGAGCCCGACUUCGCCAACUUCUACUGAAAGCAAAAUCAAGCGGGCAUUUACCAUUGCCGGCAAAAAGAGUCAAUCGCACCUGACACCAAGCCUACCCUUCACGUCGCCCUCUUCAUCGCCAACGCAACCCUCACUCCACCAGAUCCCGCCUCCGACGCUGACCAAGCUCCGCAAUCUCAGUGCCGCCCGCAUAAAAGACAUGCGUGUGCUAGGCCACACGCGCCAAAUCAUCAGCCACGUGCCCGUGGCAGUGCCCGCGCCAACCUGCGCAAAGCACAACGAUGCCAUGCAAGCGGCAGUGGUCAUGAACGCGGAGAAAUUCGCCGUGCUGGCGGCGCUGCCCGCGGACGGCCGAGAAGCAGCGAGGGAGCUGCUGCGGUGCGUGACGAGGUAUGGGUUUGUGGGUGGCGUGAUUGCGCUGGCGAGGAGUCCGGUGUGCGGGUGGGAGGGGGAGGAGUGGGAUGAGGUUUGGAGUCAGGCGGAGAAGUUACGGGUGCCGAUUAUGGUGAGGAAGAUGUGGCCGUUGGUGUCGGAGAUUCCAGAGUACCAGCAUGGUCUUGCUUCGAGUCUUGUUGCGCCGCUGGUUACUCAUCUGCAUACCGCGCAUGCUGCGUCGCCUCUUCCGCUGGUCCAGCUGUAUCUCAGCGGAGUCUUUGACCGGCAUCCGAAUCUUCGGCUUAUCUUUGCGCAUCCGGGUUCCUUGCCUUCACUGGUUCCUCGCAUACAACAUCUCCUGACCAGUAUCCCUGCGAGUGAAAGACCCAGGCGUGGGUUCCUCGAGGUGUGGCAGCACAAUAUUUACCUGACGACGGCCGAUGCACAAGACUUGUCGAGUUUGAGAGCGCUGCUCGAGCAGAUACCUGUGGACCGCGUGCUGUACGCAACUAACUACCCGUUUGAGGAGAGGGGAAAGGAGUUGAUAGAAGAACUUAAAGCAAGUGGAUUCUUGACAAAGACAGAGUAUGAGAGGGUUGCUUGGGUCAACGCCGAGACACUGUUCAAUUUGAAAGGGGUUGGGAAGAGCGGAAGAUGAGAC
Messenger RNA from Exserohilum turcica Et28A, 1336 nucleotides. RefSeq lists its product as uncharacterized. Gene Ontology annotation, molecular function: carboxy-lyase activity; hydrolase activity. The record is from RefSeq and is a predicted model, not a curated record. Gene Ontology annotation, biological process: secondary metabolic process. Lineage: Eukaryota; Fungi; Ascomycota; Dothideomycetes; Pleosporales; Pleosporaceae. The transcript has 3 exons. Gene Ontology annotation, cellular component: cytoplasm; cytosol. The coding region runs from base 137 to 1333 and encodes 398 amino acids.